GGAAUGCUGCAGACUUGGUUACAGCUGUCUGAUAUGUCGACAUAUGCUGGAGUUUUCUGUGCCAUCGUUUUGUUCUUGGCCGUGAGUGCCAAAAGCUGUGACCUGAUUCCCACACUCGGGCCGCCAUGGAUGCACGAUGCGGAAGAGGACUUCAUAGAAGACGUCUGUCGUAAAGCACUGUUUGGGAACACUUGCGAACCAGUAGAAAUCAGUCCCUGGUCUACACACGUUACCGUGAGCCCCCUAGCAAAUGGUACCCGAACUUCAGAAGUAUGGAUUAAAAGACGAUCUGCAGAGCUCCGACACAUUGCUGGUUCCCUGAUCCGGGCUCCGAAGUACUGGAAGCACUACAGAGGGACACACCUGCCUCAGCAUAAAGGUCUACACCUGGUACACGUGACUCCAGAGACUGGAUCUGGCAAAGAGGAAAAGAAGAAGGAAGGAAUGACACAAAGACGAUGUUUUUAGUCCGAGUUACUCUCGGUCGUCUGUUU
Branchiostoma belcheri (Belcher's lancelet) is the source of this 494-nucleotide messenger RNA. RefSeq lists its product as uncharacterized. The transcript is spliced from 4 exons. The record is from RefSeq and is a predicted model, not a curated record. Lineage: Eukaryota; Metazoa; Chordata; Leptocardii; Amphioxiformes; Branchiostomatidae. The coding region runs from base 4 to 468 and encodes 154 amino acids.